UUUAAAGCCAUACAUACAUACAUAUGCAUCACUCAUAACACUAACAAUAUACAAAAACAAAAAAGGGCUUAAUUUCCCGCCGCCGCAGCCGCAGCUCCGCCGGAGAUGACGACGAAAGAAUGCAAAUCUCACGGCGGAUCAAGCCGGAAAAUAGUCCGGCGGAUUUUAUGGUCGAUCAUAGGGUUUCUGUUCAUCGUCCUCCUCACGAUCCUGUUGAUAUGGGCGAUACUGCAGCCGUCGAAGCCGAGAUUCAUCCUCGAAGACGCGACGGUCUUCGCCUUCAACGUGUCGGGGAACCCGCCGAACAUACUGACGUCGAAUUUCCAGAUAACGAUAUCGUCACGAAACCCUAACGACAAGAUCGGAAUUUACUACGACCGCCUCGACGUUUACGCUUCUUACCGGAAUCAGCAGAUCACUUUCCGUACUUCUAUUCCUCCCACUUACCAGGGUCACAAGGAGGUAAACAUAUGGUCACCGUUCGUGUACGGAACGGAUGUACCGGUGGCUCCGUACAACGCCCUCGGCCUGGGCGAGGACCAAGAACGCGGCGCCAUGUUUCUAAUGAUCCGGGCCGACGGCCGAGUCCGCUGGAAAGUCGGCACUUUCAUCUCCGGAAAAUACCAUCUCUACGUCAGAUGCCCCGCCUUCAUCGACUUCGCCGACAGAUCCGCCGGCGUUAUCGUCGGAGAUAACGCCGUUAAAUACACUAUCCUCACCAGCUGCAGCGUCAGCGUCUGAAAACGAUAACGGCGUUCAAUCGAUUUAGCGUUUUCGUUUCGUUUUUUUUUCAUUUGUAAUUGUAUCAUCACAGUGAGAAUUGUACAUUUUGCUAUACGACGUGGAUAAUAAAAAAAAAACGUGAGGAAGAAAUAUAUGUAGCAAAAUUACGAUGGGUGAUGUUAUUGUAACGAGUGGUAGUGAUUGAAAUCCGCUAUACAUAAUAGAUUUUUUUUUUUUUUAAUCAUUUUCGGUCUAUCCGGUUUAUUUCCGGUUCGUAUCCAUUCGGUUAUGUUCCGGUUUACGUUUGAAUUCAGGGUUUCUCUAUCCCAUCUUUGAUUUCGAUA
This is a messenger RNA of Tarenaya hassleriana, 1067 nucleotides long. RefSeq names its product NDR1/HIN1-like protein 12. The record is from RefSeq and is a predicted model, not a curated record. The coding region runs from base 106 to 741 and encodes 211 amino acids. The transcript has 2 exons. Gene Ontology annotation, biological process: defense response to other organism. Lineage: Eukaryota; Viridiplantae; Streptophyta; Magnoliopsida; Brassicales; Cleomaceae.